GAUAACUUUACAAUUUAGUGAACAGAAAUACUUACACUUCAUACCAUGUCUCUCAUGGUCUUCAAGACCCGAUAUCUCAAUUAGCACGCCACCAGGCGAUAGGUUGCUUAACGUCACUUAUUUUUGUACUUUUUGUACUUUAUGCUCGCCUGUUAUUUUCACUGAUGGAACAUUCAGCAACAUCGCCCAAACGUCGCGAUCAACAAAGACAAAGCUUCGCCUUCUCCGAGACGUCCUUGCCGUGGACGGCGACAAGAUGUCACCGUCUUCUACGGCCGCUUCUCGCGCAUGUUGCGUCCCUCAGAAAAGUGAAGGAGCGCAGAGCCCUGACUCACAACGUCGCGGGCUCAGCAGCGCUGGGUCGAACUACCAGGCCGCGGAGAACAGUUUUGGGCAAGAGAAGUUACCCCGCCGACGAUUCGGACUACGACGACAAGAAGCCAUGUCGCAAGUAUUCGAGAAAAGCAUCUCGCAGAGCAUCAUCAUCAUCGGGUGACCCAUCAUCUACUCCCCAGAAGCAGCGCCGCCAGCCAGACAACAAGGCCUCCCAGGAUUUGGCGUUGCCGACUCCCUUGCUUCGCCGCGUGCGGAAUCACCAGCAAUCUUCUCCGCAAAGGGGGCCAGAUGAGAAGUGCCUAGAAGAGCCGGCUCCGACCAAUGGCCGCUGCCUCCAUCAGGGAAGCUGCGGCAGAUCUUCCCGAUGUGCCUUUGAGGCCGAGCUGGCUAGUCUCCGCCCCACAAUGGAUGGCGAGAAGUUUGGUCUCUAUGAGUCUGCCAUCAAGGCUUUCGACUCGCUCCUUAGGGUCACCUCACCUCGGAAAGACCAGACGGCCGGUUCAAAGUCAUUGCUUGCCAUGUGUCUUCGCAAAGUCCCAGCCUACAUAGCAGCGCUUGAGGAAUGGGAGGCUAAAGACGCUGAGGAGAACGGCGAGAGGCCAGCGGCCCAAGGCGCGGGCAUGUCUUUCGAAGUGUACUCAGACCUGGAGUCUCUGGGGCCAUUUGAAGGAUGGAAACAUCUUAGCUUUGUGGUACGGGCUCAUGGCGUAAAGAUCAUUCAAGACGCCGCUUCCGAGGGCUUGUUGGAGGACCCAGUUACGGAUAUGUUGAUAAGGCUAUGCCUCGAAUACAUGCCAUUCACAGAAUGUUUAGGCCUCAUUAACACUUUUGUUGUUCGGCAAUAUCCAAAACCCAACCCAAGCGACAACGACCUCUUCGCGUCCCCACCACUUCGACCACUCCGCGUGCUACGCAGUUGCAGAGCCUCUAGUAGCACCUUGCUACAGGGUAUUCUGGCUGACCUUCUUGCCGACGGCCUGCUGCCAGCUGACUGGAUUCUGACCAAAAGCUUCAUGGCCCUCUGGCCUCCAACGGUGCGUCUGAUCACCGAGAUGAAGCCUUGCCAGGACACUGCCGACUUUGUUAUCAUUACGCUCGAGCAACUAUGCAACCUUGCAUCCCCAAGACGGCCUCGAGGCGUACCCCAAACCCGACUCCGCGGGAAACCCCAAAACACCCUGAUCAGCGCCAUCGCAGCUCUUGGGUCCGUUGUUCUACUAAGUGAAGAAGGAUCAAGUCAAGGCCCGGGGCCCUCGUCUGCAGCCAGAGCGGCAACUCUUAAAAGAAGGAUCGAGUACGUGGUCAAGACGUGUUCGGAGAAUCUGAAACGGCAAAAGAAGGGAGGGAAGAAGCUCGGCACUUACCUUCUAGCUCUCUGCUCCUUCCUAAGCCUCGAAACCGGCUCCGCCUCUGCGGUCAUUGAAGCCUCUUGGGAGGGCGUGCAAAACUGCCGGGGCAACAACAGCCUCAUGCUACAGUAUGACGCCACGACGGCUCUUAUGAGCGCUAUGGCGCACUACUGCAGCCGCGGAACAGGUCUGGCGCCCAAUGUCUAUUUGUCACAGUUCUGCGACAAGCUAGAGACCCUACGCCUUCCAAACGGCGCUCUGAGAAACAUGCGCGUGGAUGGAGCGCUCCGUCUGGCAGAAUUGACAGGCGAUCUCCGAGACCUUGCGUUUGCGGAGAGUCUCCGGGCCAAACUCAAAGCCGCCGCAACGAACAGUACACCCAAGUGGACCCGUCGGAGCAGCACAGACAAGAAGCAUGCGAAUUCAUUCUCCGGAAUCCGUUGGGAUGACGGGAUCAGCGAGUGGGUCGCUGCUACCCCCGCGACUGAUCAGCUUACACGGCCGACGCGGUCGAAGGGAGUAAAGAGGCCUGCACCUUCUUCCGAGGACGAUAGCCACAGCUACAGCGACAGCGACACGGCGAGGACCCCUGACUCGAGCGCUUCAUCCCUGCCGCUAUCACAAACAGCCGCCGACGAACUCGACCUGGAAUCCCUCCCCGUAGGGGACAGGAGUGACGAGUGUAAUGCAACCACCAGCGGCGGCUCUGAAACGCUCGAGGGGGAUGAAUCCAGCGCGCCUUCCCCGCGGAGCAGUUCUAUAGCCCCCUCCAUACAGGCCGAGUCAGAGCCAGACCCGGCAUCGAACGAACAUCAACCAGCCACAAGGACCCGCGACGACGAGCAUUCGUCACCGUCACCAUUGCCGCCGCCGCCAACGCCUCCGGGUGGUUUCCUUGCAACGAGACCCCGCCGCCUGUCGAGACGGAUCAUCAUCACCCAGGCGAGUGAUGUGCUUGCUCUAGACAGCCAUGCCAGGGACUCAGAGGACAAGGAGAAUUGGCUGUGCCGAAAGAAGCCUGCGCGGUUUCGCCCAGCGGCGAAUGCCAGUGCUGCUGCUGCUGGCGGCGCUGCCCCUCAUGCUGUGGUGAGAAAGAGAGUGGCGAGGGCGUCGCUGGUGUAUCUCCAGCCCAUUGAGAGAACGAGAACGACUGCCAAGGGAGACGAGCAUCAUGCGGAGGGGCAGAGUGAUGAUGAGCUGAGUAUCCUCUAGGAUUCUUGUAGGUUUAUAGCGGCAGGGGUUUGAUGAAGUGUUUUGGGUGUUUGGUGAAUGCUGUCUGGUUUAUUGUGUAGGAUACAGGAUACCCACUGGGACUGGGCGUGAGGAGUACUAGAUGCUUGACGGAUGGAUAGAGUCACGGUGCGUGUCUGUACUACUACUAGGGUAUUACAGGAGGGUAUGAUUGAUAUAGCAGCAAUGUUGGAAUUGCUAGCAAUCUUAUGGAUGGAUGCAGGCAAGCAUAUCGUUCUGAGGCUUGUACCGCGACUGACACUGAUUGAUCCCUGAUAUCGAGUGGUUGUCGGCGGGAGCGUGAACAGAGCAGAUCUACGAAUAGUGUACCCGUACACUGCUAUUGCCUACGUAUUGUACGUAUAUACAAGCUUACCAGG
Messenger RNA from Canariomyces notabilis, 3295 nucleotides. RefSeq lists its product as uncharacterized. The record is from RefSeq and is a predicted model, not a curated record. The transcript has a single exon. NCBI's taxonomy places the organism in Eukaryota, Fungi, Ascomycota, Sordariomycetes, Sordariales, Chaetomiaceae. The coding region runs from base 165 to 2897 and encodes 910 amino acids.